CUGAGGUUUAGACCAGUUUGUCUGGCAUAGGAAAACACAAGAAUUGAAAAAUGAGUAGUUAAAUGUUUGUAGAUCCUUAGAGUUGGUUUACAUUUUUACAUUGCUCACUAAUGAUGCUCAGUGCUAUAGACAAAGACAUGAUAUCCAAGUUGUGCCCCCCAUAGUAAGAAUAUAUACUAGUGCAUUUUCAAUAAAUGUGUGAUUUAUUUAUAUCUGACUUACACAAGCAUUAUAAUAUAUUCUCUACAAAUUAUACUGCAUCCAGUUAAAUGAGUAUCUUUUUUUUCUCUCUCUAUAAUACAUCAACAGACAGGUGAUCACUGUUCGCCAAAGUGAGCACACCCACUCAAGCAGGGGAUACUGUGUAAGACACUUCUUCUAAGGAGUCAUUGUAUAGGACUUUGUCUCCAUAUGAUCAGUCUCAGAGCUAAAAGCAUAUAUCCAGGUCACGAAAUCCCUGAUUUAAAUCAGCACGGCAAUGUCCAUCCUCACCCAUGUUUUGGCUAGCCUGUUUGGCAUGGGCUCUUGGGUCACCAUUUGUGGACUUUGGGUGGAGCUGCCUCUAAUGGUUCCACAGAUACCUGAGGGCUGGUAUCUACCAUCCUACCUCUCAGUGAUCAUCCAAUUGGCCAACAUCAGUCCUCUGUUUGUCACAUUAAUGCAUCGCUUCCACCCAGGAACGCUCAGAGAGACUACUGUCAUCUAUUUCAUUGUGAGUUUCGGGAUACUAACCAGCUUCUUCCUGGCUUUUUUCUGGAGUGAGAGGGUUGUGGUACAAGGUGUGGAGCGUAGCGUUCCUCUCCUGCUUUUGACCUUCUUGAUCUCCAUUGUGGACUGCACCUCAUCUGUGACGUUCCUUCCCUUCAUGAUGCAGCUCAAGGCGGAGUAUCUCACCUCAUAUUACAUUGGAGAAGGUCUGAGUGGUCUUAUCCCUGCUUUGGUGGCAAUGGUUCAGGGUGUAGGUUUCAUGGAUUGUGUCAAUGCAUCUCAAAUCCUCAGAUCCAAUGAAACACUUGGAAUUCAGUAUCUUAAUGGGUCUGAAAGAGGCGCCAACAACCUUGUGCCUUACUACCACCCAGCCAACUUUUCAGUUGAGGCCUACUUUUUCUUCCUGACAGCCAUGAUGGUAGUUUGCUUGGUGGCUUUCUUACUUUUAAACUACCUUCCAGCUGUGACUCGAGAGCGCCCCAAUAGCCUGAACAACAAAGCCACUAAUAGAAAUGGAGAAUCUAAAAAGAGUUUUGAACUAAAACCAAUGAUUUCUUCUCAAAAGGGUCUUCAGAAGCCAAAGAGCAAAUUUGGAUCAGGGACAUACACCUGGCUACAAGUGGUGUACAUUUACAUAAUCCUUGCCUGGGUGAACGCUCUGACCAAUACUGUUUUGCCAUCAGUGCAGUCAUACUCAUGUCUACCAUAUGGAAACCAGGCCUAUCAUUGGUCUGCCACUAUGGCAAAUGUUGCUAAUCCUGUGGCUUGCUUUAUCGCCAUGUUUUACCCUUACAGGUCUUUGGUGCUGAUGGGAGUUCUCACAUCAGUUGGCUCUGUUAUUGGAGUUUACCUUAUGGGCAUGGCAGUGCUGAGCCCGUGUCCUCUGCUAGUUAAUGAGACCUCUGGAGCAGUCCUUAUUGCGUUUGCAUGGUUCUUUUUUAUCUUCACACUAUCCCUGGUAAAAGUGGUCAUUGCAGUCAUCUUACGUGAUGAAGGUCACAGUGCCCUCGUGUGGUGUGGAGCAAUAGUGCAGUUGGGUUCAAUGUUGGGGGCAGUGACUAUGUUUCCCUUGGUCAAUGUGUAUGGCUUUUUCUCUUCAGGGGACUCAUGUAACAGUAAUUGCCUAUGAUAUAUGUGUGCUAGAAGUAAUAUUACCCAAUAAUAUUACCCUUUAGACUCUAGCGGUAGUAUGUAAGGAAUAUCCCAGGUUCAAUACAAGUUAAGCUCAAUCAAAAGUAUUUGUGGCAUAAUGUUGAUUACCACAACAAAUGGGGUCAAUCCGUAAACAUAAAUAUACUUAUGGCUUCAGAAGUAUUGGAACAAGAUGUCAUUUUAGUGUGAUAAAAUUGCUUUACUAACCUAUUCCGUGUAAAGUUAUGUCCCAUUUUACAACUUCGUUGCCAUGAUGAUGUAACAUCAUAAACCCAAAACUACUGUAAAAUGUCGAUUUAACUUUACAGUUCAAAUAAUACAAUACAUUUUAACAGAAGAAUGAAUGUCAAUGCUUUUAUAAAAUUAUAAGUUUCACAUCUUUGCCUUUUUAAACCCUCCAAAAAUUGGCCCAAUUCUCUUUCAUUGUAAGUGCCUCACUGUAACCUUGAUUUUUCCUUUUUUAAAGAAAAUGAGGGACAAGUUGAAAUUAUUUUAAUCAACAUUAUGCUCUUGUACAUAUAAAUUUACCUUUAAAUGUUUUUUAAAAUUAUGAAAUGAAGAUGUCACUAUGAAUUGUGGAUCUUGUGUAACAUAUCGGGGUGUUGUUAUUAUUAUUUUGUCAUAUGGUAAUCUUCAAUUAAAUGCAAAGACUUUGUUUAUUGCACAUAUCCUGUAUUAUAUGUAUACACAUGUAUAUGUAACAUAAGUUUUAACAUUGUUUUAAUGCCAAUUCUUUUGUAAUCUAUGCAGAUCCCUUAUACUGUAUCAGUUAACAAUGUUAAUGGAAGUGUAUGAAUUACAUUUAUCACAAUCUAAUUAAAUGCAAAAAGUAAAGUAACAAAACAAUAAAUAUGGAGGAAUAAUAAAUUGCUUCAUGAAAUCCCUUUGAAAUAUUAAAGUAACCUAAUCAAUUAC
Messenger RNA from Xyrauchen texanus (razorback sucker), 2775 nucleotides. Its product is annotated as riboflavin transporter 2-like. The record is from RefSeq and is a predicted model, not a curated record. Gene Ontology annotation, cellular component: plasma membrane. The transcript has 4 exons. Gene Ontology annotation, molecular function: riboflavin transmembrane transporter activity. Gene Ontology annotation, biological process: riboflavin transport. The coding region runs from base 479 to 1837 and encodes 452 amino acids. NCBI's taxonomy places the organism in Eukaryota, Metazoa, Chordata, Actinopteri, Cypriniformes, Catostomidae.